AGAGAUUCUUGGGUCCUAGAGACCAAAGAAAGAAUCAGCAGGAAUGCCCAGGGUGAAUGAUGGAUUGCAGAGCCUGGCUGAUCAACAGAAGAGAUUCUUGGGUCCUAGAGACCAAAGAAAGAAUCAGCAGGAAUGCCCAGGGUGAAUGAUGGAUUGCAGAGCCUGGCUGAACUCAACAAAAAUCCAGUGGGAGGCUUUUCAGCAGGUUUAAUAGACGACAAUGAUCUCUAUCGUUGGGAAGCCCUUAUUAUUGGUCCUCCAGAUACACUUUAUGAAGGUGGUGUUUUUAAGGCUUAUCUCAUUUUCCCAAAAGAUUAUCCCCUCCGGCCUCCUAAAAUGAAAUUCAUUACAGAUAUUUGGCCCCCAAAUGGCAAGCUUCCUCUGAUUUGGAACAAAAUAAAAACAGGCUGGUCUUCCCUUGUACCUGACACAGGCAAAUUGAGCUGGCCCAGACAGCAGAGCUCUGUAAGGAAAAACAGUGGCUCUGUCAGCAACCAUGGCACAGGAAGGUCACCUUUUCAUCCUGGUGCUAACAUCCAGCUGGAGUGGCAGUAUUACCAAAAUAAAAUCCUGAAAGGAGAAGCAGGUACACAUGAGUGUUUAAAAGCCAUGAAAGAGACCCUUAUGGAGGAAAAUAACCUCACCCAGGAAGUGGCCAUCAAUCAGGAAGAAGCUGUCCAUUGGAAAGCUGUGGUCAUUCAGGAAAAGCCCAUUUCUGAUGGCCAGCCUCAGGGUGCAAGCUGAGCUUCCCCUCAAACCUGGCAAUACCACUGCAAGGGCAGGAGGAAGACAAUCAUGAACGGCCUCCAAAAUCUCUGCUGCUGCUGCCGUUCUCCCACAAGAACCCUGCUCCAAGGAAAGAAGCUGGAUCCUGGAGUCCUUCCCAGGAUCAGGCCACCAUUUGCCUUAUCAACGGGAAGUCAGACACCCCACCAAGUUCCACACUGUGUGAGAAUGAUGGCUAUUGUGACCAGGGUGAAUCUAGAGACCCUUCUGAUGAGCAGCAACCUGCUGUGCAGCUGGAGUCCAGUCUCAUCUCAGCUGCAAGUCUCUACCUGGAGCCUGCACUCAGCUGGACACAUCUGAAGAUUGCUUCCAUUCCUUUGAGUGUGUGCACAUUUCUUGUUCUUGCCCAGGUAAGCAGGUGUGUUCUGACUAGCAGCUGUGGAGCUAACCUCAUGUAACUUCUCUAUGCUUCAUGAUGGACAGAAGAGAAGGCACAAGUGACUACAAGCCUGAGCCCAAACAUGCAGCAGAGGGAAGUGGCAAGAUGGGGCUUCAUUCUGCUGUUUCAACAUUUAGUGCUCUCUCUCCUUGGGCAAUCUCACCUGACUCACAUUUAGUCAUUUCUAGGGAGUUUGCGGAUUUUAAUUAAGACUAGAUGUCAGAGCUAUGGUGAAGGUGUAUGCAUAUCAUCUCAUGUCUGAAGGCUCAGUAGGCCUGUCUCCUGUGUAAGAGACUAGUCUUAUGGUCAAGACCAGCCUGUACAUAUAGAGAAAAAGAGUCUAGUUUGGGUGGCAGUGUGAAUCCUAAAAACAACAAGAACGAUGACGACGACAACAGCAACAACAGGAUUAGUGAUAUAGCUUAGUAUCAGUAGCAUGCAGGAGUCCCUGUGUUCUAGGCCAACAUCAAAUCAAUGUGGUGUCUAUGGCAAGAAACCUAGGAUUGAAGGGUAGAAGCAAGAGGACCAGACACUCAGCAUCAUCCUCCCCACAGGGAGUUUGAGGACAGUGUAGAAUGACUGACACUCUUUAAAAACAUACACCAUCCCACCCAGCCCCAAAUCUUAGUACUCAACUCUGAGAAAAGUGACUUGGCAGCUCAUAACAACCACACAUUUCCCGUGAAUCAGAAGUCCCCUCUGUGACAGAGAAGAAAACUGGGCAUCCAUAUGUGCAGUAAUUACUUCCUGUGGCUCAUAUCUGGAGUCGGCCUGAGGAUUGAGUUUGUCCCUGGUGCACAGCACUGAGGAGCUGUGAAGUAAGAACUUCCUGCCUGCCCUGUGGGAGGCGCUGAAGAGCUGUGCAGCCAGCACUCCCUGCUGGCCCUUUUGGAGGCACUGUGUAGUUGAGUGGUCCCUGUUCCCUGAUAGUCCCUUAGCAGGAAAUAAGAAGGAAGUUUUGAGGGCAUGGGGGCCCCAAACUUUGCCAAUA
Apodemus sylvaticus (European woodmouse) is the source of this 2156-nucleotide messenger RNA. Its product is annotated as ubiquitin-conjugating enzyme E2 pex4-like. The transcript has 9 exons. Gene Ontology annotation, molecular function: ubiquitin conjugating enzyme activity. Lineage: Eukaryota; Metazoa; Chordata; Mammalia; Rodentia; Muridae. Bases 133 to 744 code for a protein of 203 amino acids. The record is from RefSeq and is a predicted model, not a curated record. Gene Ontology annotation, biological process: proteasome-mediated ubiquitin-dependent protein catabolic process; protein polyubiquitination.